Messenger RNA from Petromyzon marinus (sea lamprey), 1962 nucleotides. Its product is annotated as peptidyl-prolyl cis-trans isomerase FKBP11-like. NCBI's taxonomy places the organism in Eukaryota, Metazoa, Chordata, Hyperoartia, Petromyzontiformes, Petromyzontidae. Gene Ontology annotation, molecular function: peptidyl-prolyl cis-trans isomerase activity. Gene Ontology annotation, cellular component: endoplasmic reticulum. Gene Ontology annotation, biological process: protein peptidyl-prolyl isomerization. The record is from RefSeq and is a predicted model, not a curated record.
UCCAGCCCCUCUCCUUCCCUCUCCUCCUGCCUCUCUCUCUCUCUCUGCCUUGGCCAGCGCCACGUCCUGCACACGGAAGCGAUGUUGCUGCUGCUGCCCUCCCGGGCGCUGCUGGGCAGCCUGCUGCUGCUCGGUCUGCUGGGUCUGGUUGCGGGGACCGACCCGGCCGAGCUGCUGGUGGAAGUGGUGCACAAGCCCGCGGAGUGCGUGGAGCUGUCGGCCCAGGGAGACACGCUGCACGUGCACUACACGGGUCGGCUCAAGGACGGCUCCGUCUUCGACACGUCAGCCAUGCGGGACCCCCUGCAGGUGGAGCUCGGCAAGAAGCAAGUGAUUCCAGGAUGGGAGCAGGGCUUGCUCGGCAUGUGUGUUGGGGAGAAGAGGAAGCUCGUGAUUCCGCCUCACCUGGCGUACGGCAAGAGGGGCGCUCCUCCCAGCAUCCCAGCGGACGCCGUGCUCACGUUCGAGACGGAGCUCGUGUCGCUGCGUCACAAGGAGACGUGGGAGCGGGCGCUGGAGACGGCGCUGCCCUUCGUUUACGUGGGCCUGGUGCCGGGGCUGCUGUGCCUGCUGGCGUACUACCUGUACCGCAAGGCGUCCGCCCCGCGCGCCUCCCGCAAGAAGGCCAAGGAGGAGCGCAAGAACAAGAAAAAGUGAUCCCGACAGAAAAGCACCGAGCUCGCGAACACACACGCCGCGGGGGGAGGAUGAAUAUUUUUUUCCGUUGCUCGCGCACGUGCGCCACAGUGGUUUUGCCACUCCUCAUCUUGGGCUCCCAGCAUUUUGUCUUUUUUUUAAAUUAGGGACGGAUCAAUCCUGUGCGGUGUGUGUUGAGAAAUCGCGAGCAAUUUACAGGGUGUUUUAAAAAGAUGGACCCGAUUUGAAAUCGCUAUAUCUCUGCAACCACAAACCGCCCAUGAAUGAAACUCUUACCACUUGAAAGGGCGGGGCAUAGAGAGGGCGGGGCAUAGAGAGGGCGGGGCAUAGAGUUUCAAAUAAUUACCACUAGGUGCCUCUCCCAGCACACAAACAGCCCCUAGCCUCAGUCAUUCGCAAGACAACGCUGCCUCAACGUUGGAUAGGUCGCACGGGACCCCAAGACUUGGCGCUACACUCUUGGCCACCAAGAUCCCCAGGCAUCGCACCCUGCGAAUUUUUCGUGUGGGGAUACGUCAAAGACCGUGGUGUUUUUGUGCCAUCAUUAGCGACUAAUCUGGAUGACCUCAAAAACAGAAUCACGGCAGCGGUGACUUCAGUGGAAGAAGACAUUUUGAGAGGCGUUGGGGACGAAUUCAACUAGCGUCUCGAUGUUUUCUGUACAGCAGGUGGAGGGCACAUAGAGCAUUUAUAAAAUGGUUAGUAAAACUUAAUGACUCAUUAAACCGUUUUUAACUUUUUUGUUUAAUUGUAACAUGUUGCCAUCGUGAAAUAUACUGCCUUGAAAUUGGGUCCAUUAUUUAAAAAAACACCCUGUAUUACAACAGAAUAGCACAAAAAAAAUAUUCUCAAAAUCAUAUUGCAAUUCAAAAGCCUGUUCAAUGUUUCCGUUUGUGCUGUGGUCGAAUCUGUGGCCUUGUAAACUCAAAAGGAUGGCAGCUCUCCUGCAUCUGGCGGAACGUAUACGCAGCUUGAAUGGAGACGUCGCAUGAACACUCGGAAUUCCGCUGCUGUAUUUCUAUUUGUGGCUUGACUCGGAAUCGGAAUUAUCGAUCGCACCUAUCGGGAAUUCGACUGGCGCUGUGCAUUGCAAUAAUGUUAAAAAAAACCCUUGUUUUUCUAAAAAAGGCAGACUCAACAAAAAAUCUCUGCGACCCGCGCGUAGCCGGGAUUGUUACUUGGGAGUGGGCAUCCAACAUCAGAGCCACGGGCGUAACGACGUUCGGAAGUUGUGUAUUGUGCGUGGAAGGGCCCUUCGAGUCUUCAGCAGGGAUCUUGCAAAAUAAAAUUCGUCGGUGGAGCUUC